This is a messenger RNA of Danio aesculapii, 2259 nucleotides long. RefSeq names its product methyltransferase like 25B (gene mettl25b). NCBI's taxonomy places the organism in Eukaryota, Metazoa, Chordata, Actinopteri, Cypriniformes, Danionidae. Gene Ontology annotation, molecular function: rRNA (adenine-N6,N6-)-dimethyltransferase activity. Gene Ontology annotation, biological process: rRNA modification. The record is from RefSeq and is a predicted model, not a curated record.
CAAGCACGCGUGCUAGGAUUACCAGAUGUAAACACAAAACUCUUACCACGUUCCUACUAAAUUCGUACAUUAAAUAACCGGAGUUUUGACGAAAACAAUGUUUGUGGCGACAUUUUCCGAGCAAGAGCAGAGAGAACUAGCCGAGAAGCUCACAUCCCUCCUAUCAACCUACAGACACAUAUCAGACUCCUACAUAAUAGAGUUCUUCAGCGAGAGCUUGUGGGAGACUCUGCCGGUGAGCUGGCAGGAGGCCCUCGGUGAUCUUACACCCCCGAUGAUCGCUGAUCUGCUGCUGGAUAACAAGAUCAAGGACAGGCGCUACUCAACUGUGUGGCCUCUGUCUUUACUGGCACUGCGGACAGCAGCACACGCACUGACGUUUCCACGUGCAGCUCCAGGUGGGCACCAGCAGAAUGCAGGUGUAGCAGCAGCAGCAGAGGAGUUUCAGUCCAACCACAGUCAGAGCUCUUUAUUAGGACACAUUUUCCGUAAACACGUCAAGCCAAAGAAGCAGCAUGAAAUCCGCCGACUGGGCAUGCUCGUCAAGGAGUUGUGUGAUCAGGGUAACUGUAACCGUGUGGUUGAUGUUGGGUCUGGACAGGGUCAUUUGACUCGCUUUCUGUCUUUUGGACUCGGUCUGCAUGUCACUGGAAUCGAGGCUGAUCCUAACCUUGUUUCCAUGGCUACCAAAUUUGAUAGACAGCUGCUACAGACACUCACCAAGGAGAAUCAAAGUUUAGGAAAAGCUCACCUUCUGCGUUCUGCACCUGGACCUCCUCCUCGUCACGUGGUGGGCUGGGUGAACCCAAAGGCUUCAUGGGACGUCUUCAUUCAGCAGCUCGGUAUGACGGCAACUGAAAGUGACAGUACUGGAGCAACCACUGAAAAAAAACAGAGAGUGGAGGAUCUGCAUCUGGAACCGCAUUCGUGCCAAACCAAAGCAGAGGACUUACAAAAUACACUUCACGGUCAAAAAACUGCCUCUCAAACAAACACGUCCAUUUUUCCAUCUGGCACAGCAACCGAAAUGCUUACCUGUAAAACCAUACCCAUUCCUAAACGGGAUCCUGGUAGUUUUGUCCUAACAGGUCUUCAUGCCUGCGGAGAUCUUAGCGCCACACUUUUACGGCAUUUCACCAACUGUCCUCAUGUUAGCAUCAUCACAUCUGUUGCUUGCUGUUAUAUGAAGAUCUCCACUCAGGAACACCCAAACCCUCCCGGAGUUUUCCAGCCACCGUUUUCCUCUGAAAACACUGCAGCAGAUUCUUGUUUGGAAUUUAGUUAUCCAAUGAGCAACUGGAUCCGUGGAUUAGCGGGACACCAGCUGUCCUAUAAGGCCAGAGAAGGAGCUUGUCAUGCAAUAGAGGAGUAUCUCCAGCGGCUAAGAGAGGAGAACGCUUUAUUGCGCACACACUGCUACAGAGCCAUCCUAGAAAACAUCAUCAGAUCCCACAGGCCUGAUAUCCGCAGACCAGGAGUUCAGACCGUGAAGAAAGCCCACAUGCUGUCAUUUUCAGAGUAUGCUCGUCUGGCACUGCCACGGGUGGGUUUACCUGCUGAUCUUCCAUUUGAUUCUGUCUGUGUGGAUGCAAUGCUUGCCCAGCAGGGUAAAGUGGUGGUGUAUUUCAGCCUGGUUCUUCUGCUGGCACCGGUGGUGGAGACUCUAGUGUUACUGGACAGAGUAAUUUUCCUGCAGGAAAGAGGUUUUCAGAGUAAACUCAUCCCACUCUUUGAUGCUGCUUUUUCUCCACGAAACUUGGUUCUGGUGGCCGUCAAGUCUAAAGAAGCUUGAAGCUGAACUCAAAACCACAUAAAACAUACAGUAACAUAUUAUGAAGGAAUUGCACUCAAAUGAACCUUCGCAAAAAAACACAAGACCAUUGGGAUGUGAAAUUAGAGGUCUGAUUUUCCAGAGAGAUCUAUUACUGGCUCAUUGUUUUGUCAUUUUCCUCCAUGCUUGAUUUGAUUUAUAAGUUUUGGUUUAUAUUUUAAAUUGUUGCCCAUCUACAUAUGUGGUAUUAGUAUUUUUAACAUUUAAAAAGAUUAAUGACAGGCAAAUUGUUUUGCUUUUAUUCCCAUUAUCAGUCUGGAUUUGUUGUAAUAGGUUGUUUCUCAAAUAUAAUACUUGUCUUCAUCUCCAUUUCAAUACACGGUGUUUAAGGAUCAUACGGUUUGUAAAUGUUAUAGUGCAUAGUUUGGCCCACGGGCCAAAGUUGGGUCAUGCUAAACUUUGAGUUAACCCACCAUCCAAUCUGAGAA